Glycine soja is the source of this 1452-nucleotide messenger RNA. RefSeq names its product suppressor protein SRP40-like. NCBI's taxonomy places the organism in Eukaryota, Viridiplantae, Streptophyta, Magnoliopsida, Fabales, Fabaceae. Bases 607 to 1209 code for a protein of 200 amino acids. The record is from RefSeq and is a predicted model, not a curated record. The transcript is spliced from 4 exons. Gene Ontology annotation, molecular function: DNA binding.
UAGCAUUUGAUGGCUGCAUUGUUAUAAUUAUAUGUUUGAUCAGGGCAUUUUAUUUGCUACUUCAUAUUCUAAAAAAGUUAUUUCCAUAAAUAAAUAAGGAUCUUAGGUGCUAUUGUUAUGUUGUUGGGUUCAUUUGUCUGUGCUUGCUAUUUGAUAACUUUUCCUGCCCUUUGGUUUUAUGCUUUGCUACAAUGCUUUUUUCUUCUUUUGUAUCAAUGAUUCAAGAGAAUUUGCACCUCAGUUGUGCUUUAUCAUAGAAAUGCUAAUUCGUUAUUUGAAUUAUUUUGUAAUAUUUUAACAUGAAUUAACAUUGAUUCAUGAUUUUAAAGCCUUUGAAUAAAGUUAAUUGUUUUAGUUCAAUGAAUCUUCAUGAUCCAGAAAGGUCAAAGGUAAAUAUAACGUUAAAUGUGAAUUGAUUGCUCAAUAGUCAAGACUGCGCGUGGGGAGAAUGUGGAACACGCGCUUUGCGGAUACCUUUUUAUUACAGUCCUUGCCCUUAUAUUCUCGUGUAUUUACCACAAACCUAGGUUAAAAAAGUUUUGAGUGAAGUGAAAGAAGGAAGAGACCUUUCACAGUUUAUUUUCGAGGAGAAACUCUGUUGCUUAUAUGGAACCUAAGAAUGAAUCAGGGCCAAUUCCUACUGGAUGGACUUUAUUAACCGAAGUGCUACCAGAUGGUUCCAUAGUGGCGUUCUAUUACUGUCCGAGUACUGGAAAACGCUUCUAUUCCUACUCUGAUCUGAUGUGUUAUGUGAACUAUGCUAAGAAAACAAAGCUUGGUCUCUAUGCACUGGGUACGGAAUUACUUAAAAGGAAGAGGACCGAGAAUGAUACCACCCCUGUCCCCGAACCCAAGAAGACAUCAACUAUCUUGUCACUUCCAAAGGAUUCAAAAUGCUAUAGUUCAUCAGGUGACGAUUCAUCAAGUGACGAUUUGUUGAGUGACGAUUCAUCCAGUGACGAUUCGUCCAGUGAAGAUUCUUCGAGUGAUGAUUCAUCGAGUGACGAUUUGUCUAGCGAUGAUUCAUCGAGCGACGAUUCAUCAAGUGAUGAUGACAGUAGUGACCCUUCUAUUUCAAAUGAAAGCAUUAAGAAGGAUGAAGAUUAUGCAGAGUCAGUUGGUAGUUGUUCGGUUGAGUCAGUGGGUAGCUGUUCGGUUGAUUCGGAAACUAGCGAUGCUACAUCUGGAACGACUCAGGUCCUAAAGUAAGAGAAGAAUGAACUAGCAAAAUGAUGAUUCAGGCUGCUGCUAAGUGCUUAUUGUUAUGUCUACUUAAACAAACCACCUUUUGCUCCUGUGAGCUUAUUUCAUAUACUCUUGUUUUUCCUUUAUUUCUGGUAUGCAAAUAAAAAAUGCCUCGGCAUUGACUAUCUAUACAUUAAGAACCGUUUUGUUGGCCCUUUUCUAGGAUGGAUUUUUAUAUACAACAUUGUCAUGUGUUUGUGUUGUUGA